UGGAAGCGUGACCGGUCUGCGUCCACACAAGAUUGAGUGGCAGCAUUCACGACCGAGGCACAGCCUGCGCCCAACUAUGACGGAUGUUCCUAAAGCACAUCGACCUGACGACCGCGCUGCGGCCCUCGUACCUACCUGAUGAGGACCUCCUCUUUGUCCAAGACAAUGUGGGGUUGUAUCAGGGCAAGUACAAGCUGCCCAGCCACCAGAAUGGCCAGAUAUACCUGACCUCGCACCGGAUCUGCUACGUGGACAAGGCGGAGCCGAGGAAGCAUUCGCUGGCUCUCGAUCUCAAAGAUGUGGAGCGCUUCGAGUUCUAUGGCGGUUUUCUCAAAUCCUCUGCCAAGAUCACCCUCUUUCCCAAGGCCACGAAGCGCGCCUCGUUCCAGCCUCGUUCCUCCGGCCUGGGGGAUGAUGGCCCUUCGCGAAGCAGCACUUCCUCCCCCGUGCGGCAGAUCGAAGGCGGCCUUCGGGUGGCACCCAUAGAGCCGCCCCCGGCGUCGACAGCCACAUGGGUUUGCACUAUCUGUAGCUUUUCCAAUCCUGUGCCUUCCAACUUCGAUCCCACCACCGCCAAUGCGCACACGCCCCUGCCUCCGUGUCUCGCCUGCGGGAUCAAGCCCACCCUCACGCAUGUUUUGAAGGCGACCAUAUCCAAUGCCACGAGCCGGCAGCAGCCUGGCAGCCCGGGGCUGCAGACUCCACGGCCGAUCCGGCCCCAACCGCUGACCGAGCUCUCCGCCGAGAGCCAGGGUAGCUCUUCUGGGCUGGGUGCGGAUCGAGCCGCUUCGUCUCAGGAACCCGAUCAAGACGCAUCCUUCCAAUGUCCGCGAUGUACUUUCCUCAACCAUCCCUCGCUCUUGUCCUGCGAGAUGUGCGGGGCACCCCUGAUCUCGCACGAUCUGCCCGUCGAACUCACGCAACCGGUCCGGCCACACACAGAGUCUCCGGGUCCAGUUCUGAACACCUUUGGCGCAGCUCCCCCGGGCAUGGAGAACCCCGACAGCGUUAAGAUUUCGUUCCGCGGGGGCGGCGAGAAGAUCUUCUACGAACGACUGAAAGGCGCCAUGACGCAGCGGAAAUGGCUUCUCCAAGGUGCACCCCCCAUUCCGAAGGCGACACGACCGGGCGAUGCUCUCGCCGACCACCCCAACGCCGGCACAGCAAGCAAUUCCGUCUCCCGAGACCGGCCGAAGAUUGGCGGCAUCGCCGGUCUCGAGCGCCACAGCCAAGCCGUGCGCAAGAACAACGAGCUCGUCAUCGGCUCGGCCUUCGAGGACCUCGAGGCGCUGAUGGCCUCGGCCAAGGAGAUCGUCGCGCUCGCCGAGACGUUCGCGCGGCAGGUCAAGGGCGCGUCGGGCGGCUCGAGCGCGAGCGAGAACGCGCUGCUCGCCGACUCGGUCUCGCAGCUGGGGCUGAUCACGACCAAGGACAUCGUCGGCAGCAGCAGCGGGUCCGGCGGCAGCGACUCGCUGUACCUGUCGGAGCUGGCGCGCACGCUGGCCGAGUUCCUGACGGACGACCGGCGCGGCGUGCUGAAGAAGGCCGGCGGCAUCAUGUCGCUGGUGGACCUCUGGGCCGUGUUCAACCGCGCGCGCGGCGGCGUCGAGCUCGUGAGCCCGGCCGACUUCGAGAAGGCUGCGCUCCUGUGGGAGAAGCUGGGCCUUCCCGUCCGGCUGCGCACGUUCAAGUCGGGCGUAAAGGUGGUGCAGGGCAGGGACCGCACCGACGAGACGACCAUCAAGGCGCUGCUUGCCUGGAUGAGGGACCUGCACGAGUUCCCGCCCGACCGGGACGUGGCGUGGGACUGGCGCAGGUUUGGGCGCGGGGUCACGGCGAGGGACGUCGCCGAGAGGUUUGGCUGGAGCAUUGGUGUCGCGGAGGAGGAGCUCGAGAUGGCGGAGGAGAAGGGCGUACUGUGUCGCGAAGAGGGUAUAGAGGGGUUGAAGUUCUGGGAGAACUUCAUCGACACCGGCGAGGGGAAGGGUUACAAGGAUCCGGCGACGAUUGAGCAGGAGAGGAUGAUUAAGCUGUUGAAAGAGCACGGUCUCGUUUGACCUCGGGACAGCAGAGGCUGCUUCGGGGCAUACAACGAUCUUGUCAGGGUUGAGGAGCGAUGGUGUCUAUGGCGCCAGCAAAUCAUACAUCUGGAACGAAAACCCGACCACCGAAACCGUUCUCUU
Messenger RNA from Thermothielavioides terrestris NRRL 8126, 2183 nucleotides. RefSeq lists its product as uncharacterized. The transcript is spliced from 3 exons. Lineage: Eukaryota; Fungi; Ascomycota; Sordariomycetes; Sordariales; Chaetomiaceae. The record is from RefSeq and is a predicted model, not a curated record. Gene Ontology annotation, cellular component: ESCRT II complex; late endosome membrane. Gene Ontology annotation, biological process: protein transport to vacuole involved in ubiquitin-dependent protein catabolic process via the multivesicular body sorting pathway. The coding region runs from base 84 to 2057 and encodes 657 amino acids. Gene Ontology annotation, molecular function: ubiquitin binding; phosphatidylinositol-3-phosphate binding.